UUGAACCGCGUAUUUUAAUUCCGUUAGAACAUGGAAUUUGUUGAAGCUGUUUUGUACAAUGAUGAUGGAGUUUGUGUUGAAUAUGAAGAUGGUUCCUUUUUGCAACUAUCGCCAUGUUCAUCKGCGUUUCGAUAUCAGGAAAGUCGAUAUACUCAAAGGCCUUACUUUCAACAACUCACAAGAUUUGCCGUUGGCUCAUUAAAAAGUAAAGUCAUUUGUGCUGUGAACUUGAGAAAUCAGUAUGCCAGUCGACCAUACUUAUGCACAGAACUUCUCAGUCAAGAGCUGUUGUCUACUCAGUACAACGAAGUGUCAGAGUGURCCUGGCCAMAGUCACUAAUCUCUGACUGUAUCACCCAGAAUGAUUGUGGUAGUAUUAUUGUAAAAUCACUKGAUGGACUGGCAAGCCUGACGCUCAGUGCACAUAAACAAUCAUUCUGUAAAUCAAAACAAGGUGUCCAGUAUCGAUAUACUUGGGUGGAUCUUGCUGACCAAUCUACUAAAAACUGUUCACAAAUCUGGAAAUAUCCCUUGAAACUAGCACUGGAAAAGAGUCAAGACAAAAUUCACCUUAGCCAGAAACUUUUAACUCUAAGCAAUAUUUCAAAACUUCCCAAGACUUUACCAUUUACUUGUAAGUAUUCACAUCUACACAAGUGGACACUCAAAGAUCAGGUGUUCACUGGAACUAAGAAGGAARAAAUACUUUGGCAACCAGACAUGAAAGUUGUUUGGAAAAACAAUGAAAUGUACAGAGUGUAUCAAAACAAGAAAGACAUUCUAAAAGUUGAAAUUUAUCCCAGAGAUGGUUCAGUUUUCAUAUCUUCUGGUUUAACUGGGAAAUUCUUCAAUCAUGUUGACUACAAAGGGAGAGAGGAAAAGAUGUAUGCAGCUGAUAAGCCACCUCCUGAUCUACCAAGAAUGAAGUAUUCUGUAGCAAAGAUACUGARACAAGGCUCAAGGUUAUUUAAUUUCAUCUUAAGCAUUGGCCUUCUUGUUCAGAGUGAAGUGCCAUGUAUUUGCUGGAAAUCACAGGACAAGAAUGUAAACUUCACUCCAUAUGCAGAACCUGUGUUUGUUUCUGAGAAAGCUAUUGUGCCUGAUGUUGGCAAGUUUGUUGCAUACUCUAAUGGCCAUCUAUAUGUUGCUUUUGCUGACAGGACAUUGAUAAAUGUCAGAUAUACACCAAAGAAUGAUGACCUUUGGUUCAAUUGUACUUUACCAAGUGGACACGUUUUACAGGGGUAUGCAGACAAUAUGCCAGGAUUGGAAAGAUAUAUCAAGAUGGCUUGUGAGUGGGGAGACUGGGUAACCUCUUCAACUGAAAAACGAGAGACUUUUUACACUCAUUCUAUGUGGGAUCUUGAUCGAGAAAGGCUUGUAGAAGAAGAGAUCAAUAAAUUGAAAAGAUUUAACAAGAUCCUUGAUUGUGGAAAUUUAACAAUAGCACAUGAAAUAAAACCCCACACUGCACAUGUGGUGAAUCAAGAAAGCAACAAGCAGACAACGUAUCUUCACAACCUGCCAGAUAUAAACAUGGCUCUUCAAAACACAACCAAUGCUAUUAAGAACAUUGAGAACUUUAUUUCUACUUCUAAAACAAUUACUAAAUAAUAUUUGUACUUUAUAUAACAAUUGUAAGUUUAAUAUUAUAAUAUGUAUAUAAAUAUAUGAAGUACUUUCAAUAUGCAAAAGAGGCUUGAUGUAUUAUUACUUUUCCUCUAUUGUUUUUGAAUGCAAUGUAUAUAUUUUGUCUGCUGUGCACUCCUUUGACUUCUUUGACCAAUUGAUUUUUAAAUUAUUUUCCUCCUUUGUUUAUAUUGGUUUUUGUUCCUCAUUAGUUGGGCUACCUGCAGGGACCCGACUUUAAGUUUUAYCUUUCUGCCAUGCUAUCUAUUUAAUGUAUUAA
Messenger RNA from Exaiptasia diaphana, 1909 nucleotides. RefSeq lists its product as uncharacterized. Lineage: Eukaryota; Metazoa; Cnidaria; Anthozoa; Actiniaria; Aiptasiidae. Bases 31 to 1614 code for a protein of 527 amino acids. The record is from RefSeq and is a predicted model, not a curated record. The transcript has 11 exons.